Messenger RNA from Dipodomys spectabilis (banner-tailed kangaroo rat), 4444 nucleotides. It is a transcript of the gene Sfswap, whose product is annotated as splicing factor SWAP. Bases 1671 to 4142 code for a protein of 823 amino acids. Lineage: Eukaryota; Metazoa; Chordata; Mammalia; Rodentia; Heteromyidae. The transcript has 17 exons. Gene Ontology annotation, biological process: mRNA 5'-splice site recognition; RNA processing. The record is from RefSeq and is a predicted model, not a curated record. Gene Ontology annotation, molecular function: RNA binding.
CCCUCCUCCCCGGGUCUGGGAAUCUCUUUCGGCCUCCGAGCCGGACUGCAAAGCUAACUGCACCGACCUCCUGCCACUAAGCUCCAAGGUGAAGGAAGCCCACCGUUGGAGAGGCCCAAGACUGCGUCUGCAAAGCCUUGGAACGCGACUGUAGGGGGACCUCUGAGCUGGGCCAGGAUGGACUCACGCUGACCGGGAGGCCUUUUGCCAUCCCUCACAGUCCCCUGUGGAGUUAGCGCUAGGAAGCAAGGACUUUGUGAGGGGCUGCUGCAGAUGGGGUGCGCUCUCUGCCCAGACCUGCCGGGCCUUGAACCGCUGUCUAGCCAGUGACGUUGUGGCCUGAGUUACCUGCUUUCCUGACAUGUAUCUAAAUUAAAGUUUGGGGAGCACCGACGUCUAGCUCUCCGCGCUGUCUGUAUCAUUCUGUACGUGGCUUGAGUUAGGCCUCCCAGAGCUGGUGGGGAGCAAACACUACACAUGUACCGCCUGUACGGUUUUUAAAUAUAAUCUACAUUUGUAAGUUAAGGAGGUUUACAUCAAAGCAAAACUAACUUUAAAAAUUAAUGAGUGCAAUGCCUUAAGUUCCCUGGAACUUUUGGACUUUUUUUCCCCUAUCAAUUUGGUCUCUGUUGCAAAAUUCGGCUUUAGUAUGUGAGGCAGACUUUUGUCUGAGGUUGCAUCGUUAUUGCAACCUCAAAUGUGAGUGUUUUGUCUAAAGUCUACUAACUCACUCAUUUAUUAUCAGAUAGCUGUACUUUGACAGCACCAUCACUGAAUCUUUGUGUUACAAGCAUGACAGCAAGUGCUUUCCUAAUUCUUCGAAUAGUAACUAUUGGUCCACGUGAGAUAUGUCUUCAUUUAUGCCAUUUCCUGGGACAGGAAGUUUAGAAGGAAAUGCUGUUCUGCCUCCUCUACUGGUUUUGCCCUGUUUCCUAGUGAACCUCCUUAAACUGCAUGUAUAUGUCACUGUUCCUAUGUAUGUGUGUCUCUCUACCACAUAACCCAGCACUUAUUUCCUCAGCCAAGUGGCUAGGGGGCCAGCCUAGCCAAGAUUUUAUCUCCAAUGGACGCAAGUUUCUUUGAUGAAGAUCUCUCCUGAGAGUUCGGGACUAGCAGAAAGAAGCGAGGAAAUUUCGACCGUUUGGUUCUUACGGAUAGGUAUUUAUGUAUUCGGUUUGUGUGAAUGUAAGCUAUGAUAGUUAACUUUUCAGAAAAAAAAAUUAUUAUUUUUUUUUUGCAAGUGGCAUUGAAUGGUUGACCAAAUCAUACACGGUAAGAACUGCUAGUGAGGUGGAUGUCAUUUAUGUUUUAAAGGAAUAUCUUCCUUUAAUUAAAUUUUAUUGUGCUGUAGAAAGGAGUAUAGACUUUGUUAAGUUAAUUUGAGUUUAAAAGUAGGUGAGAUAUGACUAGCCAUGUUAACUAUAAAUCUGAAAAGCCUUACGUUUGCUUUAAUACUUGUAUUUUAUUAUUUUAAUUGGUAAGUAUGUAUGUAGAGUGUCACACACAAUCAGCCCAGACAGUGACUUCUGUCUGCUGACCUGCACGUUCACAUUACAGAUAUGAUGGGCGUGGUCACCUGCAUGACCUCUCUGCGUAUGAUGCUGAGUAUGCCACCUGGAACCGAGACUACCAACUCUCUGAAGAGGAGGCGCGAGUAGAGGCGCUGUGUGAUGAAGAGAGAGGAAGAAUACAAGCGAUUGAGUGAGGCGCUAGCCGAGGAUGGGAAUUACAGUGCUGUGGGGUUUACUUAUGGCAGUGACUACUAUGACCCAUCUGAGCCGACCGAGGAGGAAGAGCCUUCCAAACAGAGAGAAAAGUCUGAGGCUGAAAAUUUGGAAGAAAACGAAGAACCUUUCAUUGCCCCUUUAGGAUUGACUGUCCCGUCUGACGUGGAACUGCCACCAACAGCCAAAAUGCAUGCCAUCAUUGAGCGUACAGCCAAUUUUGUAUGCAAACAGGGGGCACAGUUUGAAAUAAUGCUGAAGGCCAAGCAGGCACGAAACUCGCAGUUCGACUUCCUACGCUUCGAUCACUACCUCAACCCAUACUACAAAUUCAUCCAGAAAGCUAUGAAAGAAGGACGAUACACAGUGCUGGCAGAAAACAAGAACGAAGAGAAAAAAAAGUCAGGUCCAAACUCUGACAAUGAGGAUGAGGAUGAUGAGGAAGAUGGGAGUUAUCUGCACCCAUCUCUCUUCGCUUCCAAAAAGAGCAGCCGCCUUGAAGAGCUGAUGAAGCCCUUAAAGGUGGUGGACCCAGAUCACCCCCUGGCAGCCCUUGUCCGAAAAGCACAAGCUGACAGCUCUGCCCCCACGCCACACACCCCAGAUGGGGCCUCCACGCAGCCCUCACAGGUGGAAUACACGGCCGACUCGACUGUGGCUGCCAUGUACUACAGCUACUACAUGUUACCAGAUGGCACCUAUUGCCUGGCGCCGCCGCCUCCAGGAAUUGAUGUAGCCACCUACUACAGCACCCUUCCUGCUGGAGUGACCGUGUCCAGCUCCCCCGGAGUGACCACCACCGCCCCGCCGCCUCCUGGAACCACGCCUCCUCCCCCGCCCACCACAGCUGAAGCAGGCAGUGAGGUGACCACCACGACAACGACCACCACAAGUGCGCUUGCCCCCGUGGCCGCCAUCAUCCCCCCGCCUCCUGACGUCCAGCCUGUGAUUGAUAAGCUGGCAGAAUACGUUGCAAGGAAUGGCCUUAAAUUUGAGACCAGCGUCCGUGCCAAGAACGAUCAGAGAUUUGAGUUCCUACAGCCAUGGCACCAGUAUAAUGCUUAUUAUGAGUUUAAGAAGCAAUUCUUCUUGCAGAAGGAAGGAGGUGAUAGGACACAGGUGGCGUCAGUAUCAGAGGAGGCCCCUGCAGAAUCUGCCGGCGAGAAGCCAGGGGACUCUGGGGACGACGGUACUCCUGAGGACACAGCUGAGGCAGGAGGCAGAGGUGGCUCUGGCGGGAAGAAGGAGGCCACGUCCAGUAAGAGUGCGGCGGAUGGGAAGCUGGUGAAAGCUUCAUUUGCUCCAAUAAGCUUUGCAAUCAAGGCCAAAGAAAAUGAUCUCCUUCCCCUGGAAAAAAAUCGAGUUAAGCUAGAUGAUGACAGUGAAGACGAUGAAGAAAGCAAAGAAUGCCAGGAGAGCUGUAGCAGUGCAGCCACCACCAGCCCUGCCACAGCCGCACCCUGUGUGGUUGUUGAGGAGAAGAAGCCCCAGCUUACCCAGGAGGAGCUAGAAGCAAAGCAAGCAAAGCAAAAGCUGGAGGACCGCCUUGCAGCUGCGGCUCGAGAGAAGCUGGCCCAGGCAUCCAAGGAGUCAAAGGAGAAGCAGCUUCAGGCUGAACGCAAAAGGAAGGCGGCUCUAUUCUUACAGACCUUAAAAAAUCCUCUGCCAGAGACAGAAGUGGGAAAGCUUGAGGAGAGUCCCUUUGGAAUUGAGGAAGCCAGUCCUGUGCCCUGUCCUCUGCUGGCUGGGGGCAGACCUCUGCCCACUGUGGAUGCAAAACCACCGGAAAGGCCUUCAAGCAAAAGCAGAGAUCCACCCCGAGAAGAAGAGAGAGAGAAGAAAAAGAAAAAGCACAAAAAACGGUCUCGGACUCGCUCUCGCUCUCCCAAAUACCGCCCGUCCUCCAAGUCCAGGUCCAGGCCCCACUCGAAAGCGAGGCACUCCCUGCCCAGUGCCUACCGGACAGUGCGGCGCUCAAGGUCACGCUCCCGGUCCCCUCGGAGGAGAGCACACUCCCCUGAGAGACGCCGGGAAGAGAGAAGCGUCCCCACUGCGUACCGAGUGAGCAGCAGCCCGGGGGCCAGCAGGAAACGAACUCGCUCCAGAAGUCCCCAUGAGAAGAAGAAGAAGCGGCGGUCGAGGUCUCGGACCAAGGCCAAGGCCCGGUCCCAGUCCUCCUCCCCCAGCAAGCAGGCAGCCCACCGUCCAGCGGCCCAUGCCGCCCACUCGGCCAGCAUCUCUCCUGUGGAGAGCCGGAGCUCCAGCCAGGAGCGUUCCAGGGGAGUUUCUCAGGAAAAAGAUGGCCAGAUCUCUUCAGCAAUCGUUUCUUCUGUGCAGAGCAAAAUCACUCAGGAUCUCAUGGCCAAAGUAAGAGCGAUGCUCGCAGCUUCCAAAAACCUGCAAACCAGCGCAUCCUGAGGCACAGCCACCAUGGGAGCCAGUCCCGCGCGCACGGGCAUCACUCGCCUGCUGGUGGGGCCACAGCUCCAGGACUCUGGGCACCGAAGCGGGGGCAGGGCAGCUCGCGCCUGCAGACCCCCACAGCCAUCUGGGUUCUUCUCCAGACUCCCUGGGACCGUCGGUGGCUUUUGUAAAUUUUUGAUGACAUUUUCAGCUUAAGAUUUUUGACCAGCAAUCUCUUACCUGUAUAUUUGUAAAUAAUAUCAUGUUUCUGUGGAGAUGUAUUAUCGAAUAAAAUGGGAAGAAAGCUCUUUUCUAGC